AUGGAUGCCAGCGGGUUCAUCGAAUCGAUUGGACGCCUGCUUUAUUAUCCGAGAAUGAGCUUGCCUUUGGGAAAGUGCAUUAUCGAGGAUGGCUAUGCGACAGCGAUUGUUCACAACAUCGCAGAAAUUGGGCCAUCAUUGACGUCUGAUACGAUUGUGGUCCACAUUCCACAUACGGAGACAUCCAAAAAUGAUGUGUACAAGGUCGCAACAAACUCUUGCACCAAGUUGAUUUCAGCCGCCCAAACACUACAUCAGUGCUGGCAGUCCGACAAGACCAAGAGUUACAAGCUGUUUUCACUGAUCACCAAAGACUCAGGUCUUGGUGAUCUAUGUCAUGCUCCUCUCUAUGGCCUGGUGCGUGCAUUGAAGAUGGAAAUUCCCAAUGUCUUUGGUGGACUGUUUGAGGACGAUCAAGGUCGUUUUCCAUGA
This is a messenger RNA of Penicillium malachiteum, 432 nucleotides long. RefSeq lists its product as uncharacterized. Lineage: Eukaryota; Fungi; Ascomycota; Eurotiomycetes; Eurotiales; Aspergillaceae. The record is from RefSeq and is a predicted model, not a curated record. The coding region runs from base 1 to 432 and encodes 143 amino acids. The transcript is spliced from 2 exons.